Molecule: messenger RNA, 246 nt
Organism: Candidula unifasciata
Lineage: Eukaryota; Metazoa; Mollusca; Gastropoda; Stylommatophora; Geomitridae
Source: the annotation of a GenBank genome assembly
GGAGAAUCCCGAUUUUCUCUCAACAAACGGCCUAAGUACAUGGAUACAAGAAGAGACUUGGACAUUCUUAAAGAUCUGAUUCUUUUGAGUUUUCAAGAGCUAACAGAUGAAGAGAAUCUAGAACCAGCCAGUGCAUCUGAAGAUGAUUCCUUUGCUAACGUGGAGAAAAGGGAACGAUAUAUGGGGAUUUGUAUGAGGAAACAGUUUAAUAAUUUUAUCCCUUUUCCGUGUCUACGUAGCGGGUAG